AUGAACACACCUCGCUGUCAGGGUGUUCAAAUCCUAAUUGAAGAACUGAAGCUGAAGUACAAAUUCGCCUGCUUGGUUGAAUACUGCAACAUUCCUGUCCUGCUGGACAACAACUCAGACGCGAUCAACGGCAAGGCGACCCCGUUUGCCGUCAUGGAGAGUGCAGCAAUCAUGUUUUACUUGUGCGAUUGGAUUGAUUGGAAUUUUGUCUUCCACUUUGAGACACCCCUCGAACUAUCAAAUAUGCAGCAAUGGAUUGAGUGGGGUACCACCGAAUUAGUUAUCCCAAGCCACAAGUUGAUUGACAUCUGUCGAUAUGUGCCAGAAAAGUCACCUGAAUUGGAGGCGCACUUAAGAUCUCAUAUCAAGGCGUCCUUUGGUGUGAUGGAUAAUCAUCUGAGUAGGUCGGACGGAGGACAACGAAGGAAGUUCUUGGCUGGUGCUGGAGAGGGAGCGUAUUCACUUGCUGAUAUGCUUAUUUGUCCUACGGUGAACAUCCGUUUCCUGUGGGCUGAGGAAAAAGAAAUACUUGUCGACUACCCGUCGGUUCUAUCCAUGGUCGGAUCCACUGCUGGCUAUGUUCAAUAUCAACAAGAAGUCAAUAGAUCUUCUCUGGCUACUGAUCGUGACAUGUCUCCAGUAUACAAACGUGUUUAUGCAAUAGUGUAUUCCAUUAUCCUAACGUUUGAUGUACUGUUUGCGUACUACAAAUGUGUCGAGUGGAGUAACGUUUCAGUCAAAAAUCAGUGA
This is a messenger RNA of Puccinia triticina, 750 nucleotides long. RefSeq lists its product as uncharacterized. NCBI's taxonomy places the organism in Eukaryota, Fungi, Basidiomycota, Pucciniomycetes, Pucciniales, Pucciniaceae. The record is from RefSeq and is a predicted model, not a curated record. Bases 1 to 750 code for a protein of 249 amino acids. The transcript has 6 exons.